UAAACACAAUAUGUUAAGUAUAUUAAUUUAUUGAUUUAGUGAUUUAGGGUUGUGGCAGACACUUUUUAAAAUCUAAUGGGUAAUGAAAUUACUAUCUUUCUCUCUCUUUCGGCUGAACAUUUUAGAGAAGACAAAAUAUUAAAAAGUUGAAAGUACCUGGGAUCAAACCAGAAAUUAGAACCCGGUUACCAGUUAAAAUUGACUGGAAUUUCAUUGCUAUUCAACUAAAACGACCGGUCCACAGACGCGACCCGGUCACAACCUGGUCCGCACGUUCACAUUCUUUCGGCUGGACCGGUCAACUUUGAUUAUCAAAUUUGGUCAACUACUCUUUCACCCCUUAUUAACGGCAAAACGAACUAACCAAAUGUAUUUAUAUGUAUUCUUUUGUUUCAGUUGAAUUUCAAAAAAAUAAAAAUUGUUUCAGUUAUUUUCAGACCGUCGCCGCCGGCCGCCGGUUCCCAUAUGGCAAUUGGUCUGUCCUAAAAAAAUUUAUAAAUUUUGGUAUUUAUCACUUGGCGCAGUUGAAUAUUGCUAAUUUGAAAAUUGAAAUUCAUUAAUUAUAAUUUAUAAAUAAAUACAAAAUGGUAAUCAAAUUAUUGUGUAAAACCUCCCUGCUCUGUACCGCCGGCAGAGCUGUCUCUUCUCAUUCUAGUCGUUCAUUACUCACCCUUCGAACGCCUGAACUUCCUUUCAGAGCUCAAGGGAAAUUGAAGAAGGGUAGCAUUGGGAUUUACCUGACUACGCGGUGUUCAUCGAUGAGUUCGUCGGCAUCGUUGCCGGAGAAACAGGCGGAACAAGUGGACAGGAUAUUGGCGGGGAGAAAUGAUGAUCAUGGAGGGGUGAUUGUUGAGAUGACGAAUGAACCCUUGGACUCUUCUCUCUUCGUUACUUUGCUUCGGGCCUCAAUUUCUCAAUGGAGACAGCAGGGUAAGAGAGGUGUUUGGAUCAAGUUGCCUAUUGAGCUUGUUAACCUUGUUGAACCUGCAGUAAAGGAAGGGUUCUAUUACCAUCAUGCUGAACCAAAUUACUUGAUGCUCGUGCAUUGGCUUCCUACAACUGCAAGCACUAUUCCAGCGAAUGCCACCCACAGAGUUGGUGUUGGUGCAUUUGUUAUGAAUGAAAAGAAUGAGGUACUGGUUGUCCAGGAAAGGAGUGGACAAUUCCGUGGAAGUGGUGUUUGGAAGUUCCCUACAGGAGUUGUUGAUGAGGGUGAAGAUAUAUGUAAUGCGGCUGUCAGAGAAGUAAAAGAAGAGACCGGGAUAGACGCAAAAUUUGUGGAGAUAUUAGCUUUCAGACAGAGCCACAAGUCAUUUUUUGAGAAGUCAGAUCUAUUCUUUGUAUGCAUGCUGCAACCACUAUCCUUCAACAUUAGAAUUCAGGAAAAAGAGAUAGAGGCAGCCCAGUGGAUUCCAUAUGAAAAAUAUGCAUCUCAACCAUUCAUCCAAAAACAUGAGCUGUUCAGGUACAUUGCCAAUAUAUGCUCAGCAAAGAUACACGGCAAGUAUUCUGGCUUCUCGGCCGUCUCCACAGUGACCAGCUUUUCUCAGAAGGAAAGCUACUUGUACUUGAACAAGAAGCACUUUCCAUAGGAUUUUUUUAUUUUUUAUUUUUUUUUGCAAAAUCCAUAGGAAGUUGAGUUCAGUAAUUUUUUGGUAACAAAAAACAUAUGGAAUGAUUUUAUUGGGGUUUUCUUAUCCCUAUUUUUUGAAGAAUGGUUUAUUUACUGAAUUAAUUAA
Molecule: messenger RNA, 1739 nt
Organism: Ipomoea triloba (trilobed morning glory)
Lineage: Eukaryota; Viridiplantae; Streptophyta; Magnoliopsida; Solanales; Convolvulaceae
Product: nudix hydrolase 2-like
Exons: 9
Coding region: 585-1592 (335 amino acids)
Molecular function (GO): NAD binding; NADH pyrophosphatase activity; ADP-ribose diphosphatase activity
Source: RefSeq, a predicted model, not a curated record